This is a messenger RNA of Eremothecium gossypii ATCC 10895, 1938 nucleotides long. Its product is annotated as Zn(II)2Cys6 transcription factor domain-containing protein. The coding region runs from base 1 to 1938 and encodes 645 amino acids. The transcript has a single exon. NCBI's taxonomy places the organism in Eukaryota, Fungi, Ascomycota, Saccharomycetes, Saccharomycetales, Saccharomycetaceae. Gene Ontology annotation, biological process: regulation of DNA-templated transcription. The record is from RefSeq and is marked provisional. Gene Ontology annotation, molecular function: zinc ion binding; DNA-binding transcription factor activity, RNA polymerase II-specific.
AUGGUGGGCAUCUAUGACUCCAAAAGACGCACGAAGCCGUGUUCGAACUGCAAGCAGACCAAGGUCAAAUGUGAGUACAUACAGGCGCUGCCGUGCAGCAGAUGCACGAGAAACGGGCUAGAAUGCUACUUUCCAGACAGGAUCGGUGGCGCGGGAUCUUCGGAUCUGGAGGCGACAGCGGUACCGGGCAUCGAGGGCUGCGACGUUGACCCGCAGUGGAUGCGCGGGAUCAACGACCGCCUGACGACCUUUGAGAGUGCGUUGGAAUCGAUUUUGGCGGUGGUCCAGACUGGGCAGAUCCAGCAGCAGCAGCAGAUCAACCUUCUGCAGCAGCAGAUGUCCCAGCAGCAGCAGCUGCCAGAUAUCAGCCAGCUACUGGUGCCGACGAUCCUGGACUCGAGCGGUUUGAUAAAGCAGUACACUGAUGUACGUGAUUUCCGAGCCGAGAAUGUGAUCUCUCGCCAGCAGGCCGCCGAGCUGCUGCAGCUCUUUGUGUCGCGAUACGCGGGCCAUUUGUUCGGAUUCCUCCUCAGCGACUUGUCGAUCGACGAACUUUGGACGAACUCGCCGAUUCUGCUUGCUGCUAUCUGCACAGUCACAUGCAGGCAGCAGCAACAGGCCGCGCACCUGGCCUUGCAGCUGCGGCAGAGCCUGGACUGGUUUACGACUCGUCUGGCUAACACCAGGCGCCGCCCGUCCAAAAGCGCAGAGAUGGAACACACACUGCUGGGCCUUUUGAUCGCGGCACUCUGGCUGCAUUCGAACCAGCUUUACAUCUCCGUGGUGUUGCACCUUGCUAGAGUAUGGAGGAUUGACCAACUGUGUACUGCGCUGGACGCAGAUGAUCGCCUGAUGAAGCUGUGGCAUCUGCUCUAUAUUCUGGACGGGAACGAGCUACUAGUCUCUAAUCGGCGCCCGAUCAUAUACCACACGGUAGAACCAUCGCUGCUAGGCGCGCGUGAUUGGUACCUAAAGCGCCUAGAUGAUGACACCGUUCGUGAGGUGCUCGUAGCCACAGAUACCAGAGGGAUAAACCUGGUGAACCACCGGCAACUGCAGUUGCUGAACGAAGUUGGGCGCGAGAAGGUUAACACAUCUACCUCGAUCUUGCAGGAGAUGCGGCUACUCAGCCAACUAGAGUUCCACACUGCAAUUGAAUCAAUCUUUCAUUCAGACAACUCGCUGCCUCAGUUCGGCCCACCGGCCGGCCUGUCACUGCUGGAGCCCAGCAAGUUUGGUAUCCCAUGGAAACAUAACAUGGAUAUCGAUCGCUGGAUGAUUUCGUGGACCAUCGCUCUCCAGGAGAUCAACGUCCAGCAGAAUGUCUGGUGUCUCAAGUCAACCCUACUUUACUACCAUUUUGCCCGUAUGUACAUCAAUGCCAAGGACAGCAUUGAUGCAAGUAAAGACAAACUAUUCGCUGGUUCUACAGAGCCCGCAGUAGACGACCUCAAAGAAAGAGAACGAAAGCAUGACCCGUGCCACCAGAUCGCGCACUCAGCUGCACACUCAAUCCUGCGACUGGUCACACGGGACAAGGAUGUCCGCUCAAUCUUUCAGUUUCUCCCGAUACACAUGUACAUCAUGGUAUUUUAUGCCUCUAUAAUUCUGCUUGACCCUACUGACACAUGCGAUGUCACGGUUGGGUCGGGCGCUGAGACAUCCAUGAAAGAGGCUUUCCUACUAGUAUCGAAAUUCAAGCAUAUGCUUGCUACUAUGGCCUCUUCUGACCUUGAGUUUCAGAACGAGUUGGUUAGCCAGCUACAACGGCACUUGCUGAACUUCAACAAAGCAUGCAGCUCUUAUCCAGUCUGCGGAAAACGUAUACAAGAAAUACUAAAUGAUGCACAAUGCCAUGUUGAGCAAGGCCUGGACGAAAAUGAGAGCAAGAUCAAGCAUAUUGUGGCAUGGCCGGGUACUAACCACGGCCACCCUUAG